AUGUCCCUACUUGUUGAAGGACUUUAUAAGCAUGACGCUAGUAAUUGGAAGAAAAUUUUAACCAAUCCAAAAUACCCUUUUCCUAGGGAUCAAACAGCUGUUGAUCUCAAAGAUAGAAUUGCGAGUGAGCAGCAACUGAAUUUAAUGCAUCAGACUGGACAAGAUCGGUAUAGAGUUGCGUUCUCUGAAACAUACGCUCGUUCUCAUUUUAUUAAAUCACGAAAGUUGAAUUAUAUUGAACAACUGGAUUCCCAAAUUCCAAAGAAGUUUUAUGCGUUGCCAUUCCAAACUUUACAAAGAUCUGAAACACCUGACGUAUAA
Molecule: messenger RNA, 321 nt
Organism: Funneliformis caledonium
Lineage: Eukaryota; Fungi; Glomeromycota; Glomeromycetes; Glomerales; Glomeraceae
Source: the annotation of a GenBank genome assembly